AAUAGCAAUUUCUAAAAUAUUAAGUCAUGAUAUUUGCUUUUCAAUUGGAAAAUAAAAAAGCUUUCUAGUUUGUUGUGGUUGGCAAACGUCAGAAAUUGUUUAGUUCAGACAGCAAUCAUGUUUAGACAGAGUUUCGACGUUUCAGUGGCAAAAAUCUGCGUUUUUGCCUUACUUUUGGGCAUAUUAGCCCUGUAUCUGCUUUAUAUAAGUCGGUCCAGUUUUAGUAAUUUGUACCAAAAAAAUGAAAUUGAGUACAAAUCGCAGUCAGAUGAACCCAAGCUACAACUUACUCCUACAGUUCAACGCUAUUCGAUUGAAACGCAAAAAUGCAAAAUUUUGGAUAUUCAUCCCUUUAAUCCCCAAGUGUUGGAUUACUUCAAGCGGGAAAAGUACAAGCCUUGUGGCCCUUCUGAACUUUUGACUUACGUCACGAUUGACGAUAACAGGGCCUUUCUUCAUUUGAAUGAGAAAAUUGCGGGGAAAAACCAAAGUUUGACAUGUCGUUACGCGAAAAUCGAGCAAAUGACACCCAAGUUUAAACUUGAGGAUUUCCUCAACCAGGCUGUGUUUACGCCGUUUGAACGUAAUGUUUAUAUUGAUUUUGACCACGUUUUCGUAAAGUGUUUGUUGGGGAAUAAGGUGGUUUAUAGAAACACACAUGCACCGAUAAUUUUGAGAGAGGAAAUAAUUGAAAGACAACAAAAGAUGGAAAAGCGAAAUGAAGCCUUCAGUGUGUUAAUUAUUGGAAUUGACAGUAUGUCCCGCUUAAAUUUUCUUCGGUCCUUCCCCAAAACUCACUUAUUCCUGACGGAAAACAACUGGAUUUCAUUCAAAGGCUACAACAAAGUCGCCGAUAACACGUAUCCAAACCUUAUGGCCCUUUUGGCUGGAAUAGACGAGCCCACAGCUGGGAAAAAAUGCAGCAGUCGGAGCCUAACUGACUGCCCUUUGGUCCUCUUCGACUAUCGCAACCUAGGCUAUGCCACGGCUUACGCCGAAGACGAACCCUGGAUGGGCAAUUUCAUCAAGAACCAAAGAAGUUUCGACAAAACCCCCACAGACUAUUACUUCCGGCCCUAUUUCCGCAUCAACGAAAAACUAACAACGCGCAAAAUCAACGGUUUGAACUACUGCACAGGCCCGGAAAAUUCCGGUGAAAGAGUGCUAAACCUAGCCAAAAAUUUCGCUCAAACUUUGAAAAACCGGCCCAGUUUUGGCCUCUUCUGGAUGAAUAGUUUUAGUCACAAUAAUCUCAACCUGGCCUCAAGUAUGGACACAAAAAUUUACAAUUUUUUCCGAAACAUUAGCGAUUCGGGAAUUUUGCAAAACACUUUCGUGUUGUUUUUGAGUGAUCAGGGGUUAAAUGUUGGUACUUUUCGCGAGACCCCAAUGGGUUGGCUUGAAGAUAAAUUACCGUUUAUUUAUGUUUGGGUCCCUGUGGAAUUUCAAAUCAAGUUUCCGGACAAAUAUGAGAGUUUUCAACGAAAUACAAAUCAGUUGACUUCGCCCUAUCAUCUCUACAUGACCCUGCAGGAUAUUCUAGUCGUGUCGAAACAAAACUUUACGUUAAAACCUAGUCAAGGGUGUCCCAAGUGUCGCUCGUUGUUUGAAAGUUUUGAAAAUAGGUCUUGUGAAGAGGCUGGGAUUGGUACUCUUUGGUGCACGUGUCAUAACUACACGACCAUUAACAAUAGGGCAUACUUUGUCCAACAAGCCUCAAAAUGUGUCCUUGAACACAUUAUUUCGAAAAGUGUGCUGGGUCAGAACUGUUCAAAAUAUACCAUAGCAAAAGUAAUCUCAGCGAGAAUUUCGCAAAAUCGCAACUACAUUGUACUGGUUCUUGAAACAAGUCCUAGAGCAAUUUUUGAAGCUACAGUGUUGUAUGAACCAGAAAGUUACCAGAUUUUUCGAGUCAUUGGUGAAAUUAUCAGACUUGACAACUAUGCUGAGCACAGUAAAUGCAUUCACAGUCGUUUCCUGCAAAAAUUUUGCCACUGUCGUGGUAGGCAAACGUCAGAAGUUGUUUAG
This is a messenger RNA of Tribolium castaneum (red flour beetle), 2028 nucleotides long. RefSeq lists its product as uncharacterized. The transcript is spliced from 2 exons. The record is from RefSeq and is a predicted model, not a curated record. Lineage: Eukaryota; Metazoa; Arthropoda; Insecta; Coleoptera; Tenebrionidae. Bases 118 to 2028 code for a protein of 636 amino acids.